This is a messenger RNA of Uncinocarpus reesii 1704, 558 nucleotides long. RefSeq names its product ARP2/3 complex 20 kDa subunit. Lineage: Eukaryota; Fungi; Ascomycota; Eurotiomycetes; Onygenales; Onygenaceae. The transcript is spliced from 5 exons. Gene Ontology annotation, biological process: Arp2/3 complex-mediated actin nucleation; actin filament polymerization. Gene Ontology annotation, cellular component: Arp2/3 protein complex; actin cytoskeleton. The record is from RefSeq and is a predicted model, not a curated record. Bases 1 to 558 code for a protein of 185 amino acids. Gene Ontology annotation, molecular function: actin filament binding.
AUGUCACAAUCUUUACGGCCGUACCUUCAAUGUGUUCGAUCCUCCCUGACUGCUGCCCUUGCUAUAUCAAAUUUCGCUUCACAGACGUCGGAGAGGCAUAACGUGCCGGAGAUUGAGGCCGCUACCUCUCCUGAAGUCCUCCUCAACCCCCUCACAGUGGCGCGGAACGAAAACGAAAAGGUUCUUAUUGAGCCCAGUGUAAAUAGCGUCCGAGUUAGCAUCCGAAUCAAACAAGCCGACGAGAUUGAGCAUAUUCUCGUACACAAGUUUACCCGUUUUCUUACUCAACGAGCUGAGGCGUUCUUUAUCCUGCGGAGAAAACCCGUAAAGGGAUACGAUAUUUCGUUUUUAAUAACCAACUUCCACACCGAAGCUAUGUUGAAGCACAAACUGGUUGACUUUAUCAUACAAUUUAUGGAGGAAGUGGAUAAGGAGAUUUCUGAGAUGAAACUUUUUCUAAACGCGAGAGCGAGAUUUGUCGCUGAAUCCUUUUUGACCCCAAUUUUCUGUGAUGGCUCGCAUUCUACCAUGGCACCCCCAGCCAAGAUCUUCUAUUGA